GGGUCAGCUGCCUGCGGAGCCGCUUUGUCCCCGAGCCGGGGGGGGACGAGGGGCGUGGGGGGGUCACUGUGGGGUCACCUGGGGGUCAAGGGUCAGCCAAGGACAUAGGAACGGUCAAGGGUCAUGGAGUGACCACUGGCCUGGGGACAGCGGAUGGACAGGGGACGGUCAAAGGUCAUGGAGUGACCACUGGCCUGGGGACAGCGGAUGGACAGGGGACGGUCAAGGGGAUGGUCAAGAACUGGACAGUGCUGGAGAGCCGGGGGGGUCAGGGGUCAGUGGGGACACCGGGGACAGUGUCCGGCCAUGAGCCCAAGGCCUCGAUGACCCCUUUGGUGACCACGCUGACCGCUCCCCCUGUGACAUCACCGGUGUCACCAGCGGGAGGCGCUGUCCCCGUGUCCGGGGUCACUGUCCCUGUGUCCAGCUCUGUCCCCAAGCCUGGGGUCACUGACCCUCUGUCCAGUGGCUCUGUCCCUGUCUCCAGCGGUGUCCCUGUGUCCGGUGACACUGCCCAGGUGUCCAGUGGCUCUGUCCCCAAGUCCGGGGUCACUGUCCCCACGUCCAGUGCCACUGUCCAGGUGUCCAGCUCUGUCCCCGUGUCCAGUGCCACUGUCCCCGUGUCCAGUGCCACUCUCCCGGUGUCCACCUCCGUCCCCUCGGCGCCCCGGCCGCUGUCACCGCGCCGUGACCCGCCGUGUCCCCCUGCGUGUCCCCACCCCGCCCUGACGCGCCGCAGCGGCAACACCAUCACCGUGCGGCCGCGCCGCGCCGCCGGCCCCACUGCUGGCCCCGCUGGUGGCCCCGCUGGUGGCCCUGGUGGUGGCCCUGGUGGUGGCCCUGGUGGCCCUGCUGGUGGCCCUGGUGGCCCCGGGGGCGCGGCCGAGCCCCCCAAGAAGCGCUACCCCACGGCCGAGCAGAUCCAGGUGAUCGGGGGGUACCUGGCGCUGCCGCGCUCCUGCCUGGCCAAGGGCGAGCCCCGGCGCAAGAAGCUGCAGAUGUGGUUCA
Messenger RNA from Pyrgilauda ruficollis (rufous-necked snowfinch), 1008 nucleotides. Its product is annotated as translation initiation factor IF-2-like. Lineage: Eukaryota; Metazoa; Chordata; Aves; Passeriformes; Passeridae. The transcript is spliced from 4 exons. The record is from RefSeq and is a predicted model, not a curated record. The annotation marks the transcript as partial. Gene Ontology annotation, molecular function: phosphatase binding.